Molecule: messenger RNA, 4679 nt
Organism: Camelus dromedarius (Arabian camel)
Lineage: Eukaryota; Metazoa; Chordata; Mammalia; Artiodactyla; Camelidae
Gene: TMEM138
Product: transmembrane protein 138
Exons: 6
Coding region: 649-1161 (170 amino acids)
Cellular component (GO): cilium
Source: RefSeq, a predicted model, not a curated record
GCCGCCUGGGAAAUGAAGUCCACAGCCGUUGUGUCACCGGCUCCCCGUGCGCCAAGGUGCCGACCCCAACUCCAGUUCCUCCGCGGGCACUUCUUUCCCAAGCCUGAGGUUCCCGAGACAAGGAGCACCGUCACGGGUCUGCCCUGUCCCUCAUCCCCCAGCCCCUCGAUUCUAUGGAAGCGGAAAUAUUCGGGCUAACACGAAGCCUUUCGCCAGGGGCUGGCUUUCGGCAAGGCCGCGCGCGGGGUGAGCGGGAGGCCUUGGUCGGCAGCUGGAAGCUCUGGAGCAGGGCGCGGCGUCGUUGGAAAGGCAGGGAGAAGGGUGGGCCCAGGAAAGCGGUGGCCCAAACAUGGCGGCCUGGCCAGCCAUAGAGCGGGGAAAGAAAGCGGAGGACAAGCGGAUAGCGCGGCGCAGACUGAGCCCGCGUCCGCCAUCUACUUCCGGAAUUUAAAACCGGUUUCCGGAAGCUGGGAUGGUGUCCCCAUGACAACAGACGUUGGGCCUUUGAGGCCCUUGUCUUAAAGCAAGGGAGACAGCUCUGAGUCUCAGGAACUACAGCUUCUCCCUCAGUGCCUGGACGAGUACCAGGAGCUAUUUUCUGGGGACCUGUGGAAUGUUACCUUGGGGGCCCAAGAAAGCCGAAGGAAGAUGCUCCAGACCAGUAACUAUAGCUUGGUGCUCUCCCUGCAGUUCCUGCUGCUGUCAUAUGACCUCUUUGUCAAUUCCUUCUCGGAGCUGCUCCGCAUGGCUCCCGUCAUACAGCUGGUACUUUUCAUCAUCCAGGAUAUUGCAGUCCUCUUCAACAUCAUCAUCGUUUUCCUCAUGUUCUUCAACACCUUCGUCUUCCAGGCUGGCCUGGUCAACCUUCUCUUCCAUAAGUUCAAAGGGACCAUCACCCUGACAGCUGUGUACUUCGCACUCAGCAUCUCCCUUCAUGUCUGGGUCAUGAACUUACGCUGGAAAAACUCCAACCGCUUUGUCUGGACAGAUGGACUUCAAACGUUAUUUGUAUUCCAGAGACUAGUGGCGGUGUUAUACUGUUACUUCUACAAGCGGACAGCCGUGAGACUGGGCGAUCCUCGCUUCUACCAGGACUCCCUGUGGCUGCGCAAGGAGUUCAUGCAAGUCCGAAGACUCCCAUUGGCCAAAGUGCUCGCGUGACUGAGCCCAGUGUCAGAGCUGGAAAGCACCACCAAGUUUCCUGGUAAAAGACAUGGGCACAGGAGGGCCGCUAAUUCAGCCAGGCUAGCCCACCAGAAAGCUGCUCUGUGAAACUCAUUAUUCUGAGACACUUUAGCCCCCGGGGUUGGCAAACAUUUUCUGUGAAAGGCCAAAUAGUCAAUAUUUUAGAUUUUGAAGGUCAUGUGGUCUCUGUCGCAGUUGCUCAACCCCAGCAUUGUAGCAGGAGAGCAGCCAGAGAUAAUAGGUAAAUGGAUGAACUGUGUCACAGAUUAUUUUUUUCUUUUUUUCAACCAUGUAAAAAUGUAAAUCUAAUCUUAACUUGAGGGCAAUACAAAACAGGCUGGAUUUGCCCCCAGGCCGUGGUAUGCUGACCUCUGGUUUAGAAGCCUAGAAUGAAGUUCUGGGGAAAGAGAGACUGUAAUCAACUGUGCUGACAAUAUUUUAUCAGCUAUUUUAAAAGAAAAGGUAUAGUGUUCAAAGAAAAUACCUAAGAUCCCGUAUCCUAUAAUCAGAAGAAGUGAUCCAGAAAGUCUAACAAGCUACUGUCUAUACUUCCCAUACUUUCAUCUCUAAAAAGGAAAAUGACAACAGCCCAAUUUUGAAUCUUUUCAUAAAAGCUUUUAAAGAAAUAUUAUAGUCCCCUUUGCUCAUCACAAACCCUGAAAGAGGCAGUUUUCUAUGCCCCAAAGUGAAUCAAGGCCAGAUUGUUCUCUGUAGCCUUUGCAGCUAGUGAGUACAACCAAAUGCCUGUUUCCUCACUCUCAGUAUAAAUGGCACUUUGUGGCCCUAGGGGUCUCUGGGAGGGUCUGUGUGUGUGUGUGUGUGUGUGUUUCCCUUAGUAAUUAAUUCAUUCACAUGAUACAAAAUUCAAGUUAUGAAAAGGUUUAUGCAGUUAGUCUUCCCACUGCUACAUCUCAGCCACUGAGUUCCUUCCCCCUCCCCUCCUUGACAAUCUACAUGUACUUAAUAGACUUCUUAUGGAUGAUAGAACAUUUCAGGAACUUUUUUUUUUUAUCGCUGUUGCAGAAGCCACCCUGCCGGCUCCGCAGCCCCAGGGCUGGCAGCAUGCAGAGCACCAGGCCCACCCUGGCGCCAGCCCAGGAGGUGCCCCGGGAAAGGGGCACAGGCACCUGCAGGGCUCUACCUUAUGCCACGGUGGCCACCACUGCCGUCCCUGGGCGCGCAGCCAGUGCUGGCCCUCCUCUGGGCCCACCGGGGUCCUGAGUGUGGGGCAGGGGCUUGCCCACCAUCCAAGUCUCCAGAAAUAUUUUUACAAAAGAAGAAAUUGCCAUAUCCUACCCCAGUCAUUUAUUUCAAAUCUGUGACAGUAUGUAUUUAUAUUUUAUACACAGUUGUGAUUAUGAGGAAUAUGCCAUAAAAUAGUUUUCUUUUUUCUUUUUCAUUUAGCAAUUGGAAUAUGUUUUUAAGAUGUAAUGUAAAUUGACUCCUCGGGGACAGUUUUCAGAGACCAGUGGAAGAAAAUAAACACUUUAAAAGUGCUUAGAGACUUUUAGUAGGUUGGAAUUGCUUCUGGCUGACCAGUGCUUCAGUCAGGAACCAGAAAAACUAGAUAAAAUAUAAAAAUUGUCUUUUUAAAAGGCCUGAGGAAAUUGCUGAAGGAAAGAGGAUUGAAGGGCCCCAAAUUCUAAAGUAGAAUCAUAGAAAACAUGAGCUGACAAUUUGCAGAUUUUCCCCUGGGAACAUUUGUUGAUUCUGGGUUUGAGCAAGAGGCUAAGAAUCCAGGCAUUUAACCAGGAAGAGGGCUGUAGGCGGGGACCAGAGAAGCCAGGUGAGCUCAGUGGUCCACAACACUGAAGGACCAAGUUGGGGACUGGAGGAGUCUUAAAAACAUAAUACAUUUCUCCUCAAAAUAGCUACCAAAUUCAGAAGCUGUGUAGGGCAAGAGGCUAUAGAAAGCUAAACCUCAAACCUCCGACAAGGAGACUAGGUUUUGGGGCAGGCUUAUGGUGCUGAUGAUGAGAAUUCAGGACCCACCUGGGGAGGGGACUGGUGAACACACCAGGUUUUCAGUUGAAAGCUUGGGAGGACUCCUUACUAGGAACAAGAUGGAACAGGUAGACAGAGGCUUAUCAAAAUCACAGUGCAGCCUCAAACCAUAUAGUCCCUGAGUGGACUAGGGUGAUCGGCCCCCAUUCUGUUUAGCAGAGGAAAGAGUGGAAGAAAAAACAUCUAGAGACACUGUAAAUGUUUAUACACAAUUUCUGGAUCUAAAAAAUCACUAACAAGAGAGGACCACAUUACUUAAAAUCAGAGUAAAAGUAGAAAAUAGAAACAGGUGAGCCAAAUAUUGGAGAAAGUGGACAAGGAGUUUAAACUAUGAUUGAUGUACUCAAGAAAUAGAGGGAAAUAUGGAGGAAAUAGAGAAACCAUUUAAAUUACACCUAGGGACUUCUAAUAAUGGCUGAGUUAAGAUGCUGUGGGAAUGACCCCUCCACAAAUAAUGGCUGUAAAAUACGAACAUAAUAUGAAAAACAGCUACUUGAAGACACUGGAAAAUGGAGGGAAGCAGAAAGUUUGAUGGGUAGUUCACACUCAGAAGAGAAUCAUGCAGAGAAAGUUCCCUAUUUUUGCUGCUUGUAACUUGGCAGCUGACAAAGUGGUGUAUACAAUAUGCUGGUGGAAAAUCACAGUACCAGAGUACUGAGCCAGGGCAGCUGAAGCCACUGGAGAGAGAGAUGGGAGUCCAGAAAGGAAGAGCGAAAGAGGGGGGCACGCUCCAGUCCUGUCUGCCCACAUCUCCGCCCAAGCUCUGGACCACAAAUGUGCAAGUCAGACUCAGUGCAGCUCAGCUCAGCUAAGAUUGGAGCUGCCACUCAGUAAGUGUGACUUGCAGUCUGUAUCCACCCGAGCUAAUCGCCUGGUAAAGGAACCAUCACUCUCUGGAGACAAAAAGAUGCCAGAGCCUCCACAAUUUAACAUUCAAAACUGACACCAAUGCAGAGAUGAUCCAGUCUCACAGACUAGUCAGAUAAUCAAACAGUCAAACAUAUGUAAUUGGGGUCCUAGAAGGUAAACAGAAGGAAAAGAGCAGAAAAAAAAAUGUAAAGAGAUAGCCAAAAUUUCCCCAAAUUUGAUGAAAGAAAUGCACUGAUUUUAGAUACUCCACAACCCACCCUGAUAAACACAGAAAGGCCACACCCAGGAACAUCAUAGUCAAUUAUUGACAGCUAAAGCCGAAGAGCCAAUCUUGAAAGUAGCAAGAGAAAAACAACACAUAACACAGUUUUAUUUGGUUUUGGUGGCUUAAAGUGAUGAACACUUAUUAGCUCAUAUUUUCUGAGGGCCAGGAAUCCUGGAACAGCUUAGCUAGGUGGUUCAGGGUCUCCCAUGAAGCUUCAGUGGAGACGGGCUGAAGUCGUCAGAAGGCCUGGCUGAGCCUUGUAGGACCCGCUUCCCUGAUGGUUCACUCACACGGGUGGUGGCAAGAGGCCUCAUCUCCUCGGUUCCUCACAUACACAAGAACAACAAUUAACAGC